This is a messenger RNA of Nematostella vectensis (starlet sea anemone), 3918 nucleotides long. Its product is annotated as DNA-binding protein RFX2. Gene Ontology annotation, molecular function: RNA polymerase II cis-regulatory region sequence-specific DNA binding; DNA-binding transcription factor activity, RNA polymerase II-specific. The record is from RefSeq and is a predicted model, not a curated record. Gene Ontology annotation, biological process: regulation of transcription by RNA polymerase II. Gene Ontology annotation, cellular component: nucleus. The transcript has 21 exons. Lineage: Eukaryota; Metazoa; Cnidaria; Anthozoa; Actiniaria; Edwardsiidae. Bases 114 to 3032 code for a protein of 972 amino acids.
AUUUCGUAGAGAAAAAACGGGAAAUCAAAGUACAUAACGACGGAUAACUCUUCCACGAGAAGUAAACUUGUUCAUCUUCUACUCUUCCAGUGAAAGCAGUGAAAGUCUAAAGAAUGCAGACUGUUUCAUCUAUUGCUGUGGGUGUGGUCUCACCCAAACUGGUAGUCUCUCAAGCACGCACCCUUCGAAUGGAACAACCCAAUAACGCAAACAAAAAAUCACAACCAAGCAAUGAAGAUGAGUCCACUAUUUUGGAGAGUAAGGCUAAUUCACCCAGCACAAGUAUGCCACUAUUGGUCUCUGCACCACUGCAACAAUUACAACAACAAGUUGUAGGAUUCCAACAGAACAACAAGCCAACAGGCCUACCAACAGCAACACGCCUACACAGCAGGGAACAUCCACUAACCUUUGACAAAGCUCCAACACCCAUUAUCCUGGGCAGUACCCCAGCAGACCAUACUGGCGCCCGCUAUGUCUUCCUAGUGGACGAUUCCAGGUCAUCUGUGGUUCCUAAAAAUGUUACCCUAUCACAUCCUGGACGCCUUGGAGAGCUUGUUGGGAAACAGGAGAAUGGGUACAUUGAGAAGAUGGAGGAGUCUGUUCAAGCAAGGGAUAAUGACGAUGAUGGGGAUUUCUCAGAUGGCGGCUCUGAGGCUUCAUUAGACGACGUGAGAGAACACCACGGCAUGAUCAAAUCCAGCAAGUCGGACGAUCAAGACAGGCUGAUAUUAUUCGAGGCGCACGUGUCGCGACUUGACGAAGUCGGUAACACGGCAGCAGAGCGUUACAUGGCAGCCACUGCUCAACAAAGUUACGUGACGCAACAGGGAUUUGAACAAAAUGAUGUUCAGGUUCAAAACAGCUCUCGAAGUUCGAGCAACGUUUCGCAAACAGAAUUCUCGCAAGCCGCUACAACCCUCCCCCAUGGUAUAACCGUCGUUACAACGACUCUAGCUCCUGCUAGCGGUCAGCACUCUGGUUUGUCUCAAGCGACUUUAGCUGUUCAGGCACCGCAAUUACAGCAAGCAGCGUCCAUACAACCCGGUUCAGCGCAAAUAAUCACCGCUAGUGUAAUAUCGGCCGAGGACUUAGCAAGCGCGGCCAUUAGCAAAGAAGGUUUUACGACGAGCGAAGUUCAGUACGUCGAAGCUACUGCGGAUCACUCAUUGUAUUCUAAUGGCGGUUCAGGGAGUAAUGCCUACCAUUACAAUGACAACUCUAUGUACACCCAGCAAGCAUCAGCCACUGCUUACAUGGAUGCCGCUGCUCAGCCACAGCAGGCUCAGACGUUCACUGGCGCUGCAGCCUCUGUUGUAAGUGCCACCCCUUCUGGUCCUCCCACGUAUGUCCAGGUUGGGGAUCACUCAGGACAGGGAAUGCCUCGGCACCCGAUAGCUCAUACUACCAGGGCUUCUCCUGCGACGGUUCAGUGGCUAUUGGAAAAUUACGAAACAGCUGAGGGUGUGAGCCUUCCCCGCAGCACCUUGUACAACCAUUACCUAACCCACUGUCAAACUCACAAACUGGACCCUGUUAAUGCUGCUAGCUUUGGCAAGCUGAUCAGAUCUGUGUUCCUUGGCCUUAGGACAAGACGUCUGGGCACAAGGGGUAAUUCCAAGUAUCAUUAUUAUGGAAUUCGCAUCAAACCAAGCUCUCCUCUAAAUGCACUCACUGACGAUGCACAAGUGGCACUCAGACAGUCUCCAUCAACUCAGAAAAGGUUGAAGCCAGCAUCCAGAGUAGAUGGCGUAGAAGGUGUGGAUGGAUACCCCUCUCAGGGUGGCACCAAUGUGGACUCAGCACAGCAGUCACAGCACCAACAGCACCAACAGUAUCUGGGCGAUAUCACACAGGGUCUACCAGACUUUGAAGACCUGGACCCCAAGGGGACACCUCUUCCAGAGGGUGUUCUUGAGGAAGAUCUUGACACUUUUCAAGAUAUGUACAGAGAACAUUGUGAGGCUUUCUUGGAUGUAGUUGUCAACUUGCAGUUUGCUCUGGUUGAGUCUUUGUGGCAGAGCUUUUGGAGGCAUCCCAGUACCACAGAUGUGAAGAGAGAGGAACCAUCCACCCCAACAUCUGGAAUCAAAGAGCUGGGAGAUGAUGAAGACAAUGAGAAGCGCUUACCAAAGGUCAAGCUUGCCAUACUGUGCGAGUAUGAACCUGUGGUUGCUUAUGUCAAGAGUUGUGAUCAUUUGUUAUACCAAACUUUGGUGGAGGUACUCAUCCCUGAUGUUCUUCGGCCAAUUCCAUCCUCACUCACCCAAGCCAUUCGUAAUUUUGCCAAGGGACUUGAGGGUUGGCUUGCAGGUUCACUGAGUAGUGUUCCCAAGAAGAUGGCAGAUGUAAAGGUUUCCAGUUGCUGUGCCUUUGCUCAAACUCUGCGUAGGUACACGUCUCUAAACCAUCUGGCUCAGGCUGCACGUGCUGUGCUGCAGAACACAUCACAAAUUACACAGAUGCUGAAUGACCUCAACAGAGUUGACUUUGCCAAUGUCCAGGAGCAAGCAGCAUGGGUGUGCCAGUGUGAUGAUCACAUGGUGUAUAGAUUUGAGCAAGAUUUUAAACUUACUCUGCAGCAACAGAACUCUCUAGAGCAAUGGGCAACAUGGUUGGAAGGAGUGGUAGAUCAAUUUCUUAAACCACAUGAAGGCUCUGAGAACUACCCCAAGGCGGCCAGACAGUUUUUACUGAAGUGGUCAUUCUACAGCUCUAUGAUCAUCCGUGAUCUAACGUUGCGCAGUGCCGCAAGUUUUGGGUCAUUCCACCUGAUUCGCCUGUUGUAUGAUGAGUACAUGUUCUACCUUGUGGAGCACAAGGUUGCAAAAGCUGUGGGUGCAUCACCUGUCGCUGUCAUGGGAGAGUAUGUUGGGCUUGGAGCAGCACUUGCCAUGGGCCUUGAUGCAGUUGAAAGCACCCUGAUAUCAGAGCAAAAUGGUUCAGAAACCACAGUAGCGACCACUAAAGCAGGCGCCAGUGCCGUAAGCAGCCUAGGAGAGCCAGAGGUCAAGCGGGUGCGGCAGUCAUAGGCAUUUGUCUGUUAGAAGAUUCAGUAAUUAUUCACAACCAUUCAUCUAGCAGGCAUAUAUAGCAAGAGCAUCAGUUUACCAAGAAUCCUUAUUGGUGUUUUUGCAGUCCCAGUGCCCCUCAGAGAAAUUUCUUACAUGGCCUUUUACUUUGUUGGUUAAAUGGUUCAAUAUUUGGUGAACCUAUGAAACCAUGCAUAACCAACCAUUAAUUUAAUAAUUAGUUAAUUGCUAGACAGUUACCCUGUUAAUAACCAGUUUUCCAUGCUGAAAGAGAACUAGAAUAUUGUCUAAUGUUCAACCAUAGUUAUUAUCAAUAUAAUCAAUAGUAAAAUGUUAGUAGAUAAGAGUCAAGAAAACAAUAUUUUAUAUCUUAAAGUUCAAUUAGAAGCUGUAUUGUUGAGAUCUAAUGAGAUGUAAUGUUUUUCAUAUAUAUGGGAGCUAGCAAUACUGGCUUGUACAAGCAGUAUCUACUCAGAAUCAUUAGCUAUGAUUAUUUGGAACAAUUCCUUUACAGUCAUUCAUCACAUUUCACUCAAUUCUAGGUUGAUACAUGAUUUGAUUCUUGAUCAAAACUUAACUUUAACUCAUAGUUCCACCUAAAAAUACAAAUAUAAUCAGGUGUAUUUUCAAGGAUGUCUUGUUGAAGAAAGUGCCUUAAUUGAGAUGUCUUUCUAGUGAUACACAUUCAUUAUACAGUAUUAAGCAUUUUUCAUAGCUUCUUGACACAUGCUUGCCAUUUGUAAAAUAAGUUAUUUACUAGUUGCAGCUUUUUAAACAUACUUCCAUUCAGUAUAACAUUUUGAUCAAAUGAUUUGUACCACCUUGUAUUUAAAUAAUGAAGGUUUAACUGUGGUGUUUGUGGUAAUCUUUCUCAUAAAACCACUGU